AUUAACUUUUGGCUGAUUGCACAUUAUGCAUUGCAAUCAGUAUGAAGGGAAAAUCAAAUGAUACAUUUAAAACAAAUAUAAAAACCAGUAUAUAAAAAAAGAAUAAUAUUAAUAAUGUUUGUCUGUUUCUUUAUCUUUUAAUAUUGGAUAACUGUGCAAGUAAAUCUGUGAUUGUGAAACACAAAGAAGCCACUUUCCAAAUCGUGAAUGAAUCGUUCGUUUGAAUCGGAUCUCGUCAAAGAAUCAGUUGAACCGAUUCACACAAGCCAAUUUAAAGGAUUCAUUGACGAAUCGGGCUGAAUCGGUGAUAGCGGUUCUGGAGUCAACAAUUCACUAUUGUUUUUUUCGAACAUAACCGAUUUAUAACCGAAUAAGUAGCAAAGUGUCCUUGUGGAUAGAAACAAUUGUCAACAAAGAAGACCCACUUUGAUUUUGAAUAUUAUAAGCAUUUGGAGGGUGAACUGAGAUGUGACUGACUUGAUGGAAAGGGGCGCUGGUGAUCAGAAAAGACCGUUCCCUUCUCAGAUGCAUUGAGAUUCCACACGGAUUGAAGCUUGGACUGAUGGAUCGUGAUGUUGGAGAUGAUGUUGUCUAAUAAAGGGGAAGAUAGUGUAGAAGGUGUGGAAAGACUGCACUGAUAGAAGAGCCCCUCUGACUCGAGACAAACGCCUCUGAGAGCAGCUCCUCACAACAGAUGCAUCCAAACUGAAAAAUGAAGAAGAAUGAAGGUGAAAACUCUCUUGGGGACAGUGCAGAUAAAACCACGAAAUCAUACAAAGCUGAUGAUGAUGCUGACCUCAAGAGUGGCAGUGACAAAACCAAAGAGAAAGCGCUGACCGUUGGAUUCUUUCAGCUGUUCCGCUUUGCCACAUGGAAGGAGGUCUUGAUGAUGGUGGUGGGAGGUGUGUGCUCUCUGGUGCACGGCGCCGCGUCUCCUCUCAUGCUGCUGGUGUACGGCAUGAUGACCAACACCUUCGUGGACUAUGAGCUUGAGGUGCAGGAACUGACCGACCCCAACAAAACCUGCAUUAAUAACACCAUCACCUGGCUGGACGGGACUGUGGCCGAGCGGCCGGACAACAGCACCACGUACUGUGGGGUGGAUAUUGAAGCUGAAAUGUCCAAGUUUGCAUUGUACUAUGUUGGAAUUGGAGUUGGAGUCCUUAUUCUGAGUUACUUUCAGAUCGCUCUCUGGGUCUCUGCUGCUGCCAGACAGAUCCAGCGCAUCAGGAAAAUGUACUUCAGGAAGAUAAUGCGUAUGGAGAUCGGCUGGUUUGACUGCAACUCCAUCGGGGAGCUGAACACGAGGAUAUCUGAUGACAUCAACAAAAUCAACAGCGCUAUUGCAGACCAGGUGUCAAUCUUCAUUGAGAGGAUCUCAACGUUCAUAUUUGGCUUCAUGGUGGGAUUCAUCGGCGGAUGGAAGCUGACGCUGGUGGUGAUAGCAGUGAGUCCUCUCAUAGGACUGGCUGCAGGACUCAUGGCGAUGGCUGUGGCGAGGCUGACGGGUCGUGAGUUGAAGGCCUAUGCUAAAGCAGGAGCAGUGGCUGAUGAAGUCCUAUCCUCUCUGAGAACGGUGGCUGCUUUUGGAGGAGAGCACAAAGAGGCAGAGAGGUAUGACAGGAACCUUGGGGAGGCCCAGGCGUGGGGAAUUAAGAAGGGAGCGAUCAUCGGUGUGUUUCAGGGUUACCUCUGGUGCAUCAUAUUCCUGUGUUAUGCUCUGGCUUUCUGGUACGGCUCAAAACUGGUCAUUGAAACUAAGGAGCUCACACCCGGCGGCCUCGUUCAGGUGUUCUUUGGUGUUCUUAUGGGUGCCAUGAAUCUGGGCCAGGCCUCUCCUUGUCUUGAGGCCUUUGCCUCUGGUCGGGCCGCAGCCAAGAGUAUAUUUGACACUAUUGACAGGGAACCAGAAAUCGAUUGCUUCUCAGAAGAAGGUCAUACGUUAGACAAAGUUAAAGGUGACAUUGAAUUCCACAACGUUCACUUCAACUAUCCCUCCCGUCCUGAAGUGAAAAUAUUAGAUGAUUUGAAUGUUGUGGUUAAAGCUGGCGAGACGACUGCAUUCGUUGGACCCAGUGGAUCAGGAAAGAGCACAGUAAUCCAACUCAUUCAGAGGUUCUACGACCCAAAAGAAGGAAUGGUCACCCUGGAUGGUCAUGACAUCAGAAGCCUAAAUAUCCAGUGGUUGCGUUCCCUUAUUGGCAUAGUGGAGCAAGAGCCUGUUCUGUUCGCCACCACGAUCGUGGAGAACAUCCGAUACGGCCGUCCUGGAGUCACCAUGGAGGAGAUUGUAGAAGCUGCCAAACAGGCCAAUGCUUACAACUUCAUCACGGAUCUUCCUCAGAAAUUUGACACAUUGGUGGGUGAAGGUGGGGGUCAGAUGAGUGGGGGGCAGAAACAAAGGAUCGCCAUUGCUCGAGCGCUGGUCAGGAAUCCCAGAAUCCUCCUGUUAGACAUGGCCACAUCAGCACUGGAUAACGAAAGUGAGGCUAUAGUACAGGAAGCCUUGGACAAGGCUCGACAGGGAAGGACGACUAUCAGCAUCGCACACCGUCUGUCCACCAUCCGUAACGCCGAUGUUCUUGUGGGCUUUGAGCAUGGCCGCGCUGUAGAGAGAGGCACACACAGCCAGUUACUGGACAGAAAGGGAGUUUACUUUACCCUGGUCACACUCCAGAAUCAAGGGAAGGAUACAGACAGUGAUACACCAGAGAACACUCCUGAGAUGAACUUGACAGAGGAGGAUGGAUUUGAGAAAGCAAGGAGCUUCAGUAGAGGAAGUUAUGAGAGCUCCUUAAGGCGUUCUCUGAGACAGCGCUCACAUUCUCAGAUGUCAAACAAAAUCCCGGAUGCCAUCUCUGGAAAAUUCGACAUCCACUCAGACCGAUAUGAAAUCGAGGAGGUUGAAGCAAACAACAAGAAAAGCAAGGGUGAAGAGGUCAUUGAAGCGGCUCCUGUGGCACGAAUCCUGAAGUAUAACCGUCCCGAGUGGCCGUAUAUGCUGCUGGGCUCUUUAGGUGCUGCUAUUAAUGGAUCUGUCAACCCCAUCUAUGCUCUUUUAUUCAGUGAAAUCCUUGGGACAUUCUCCAUUCAAGACCUGGAUGAACAAAGGAGGCAGAUAAAUGGGAUUUGUAUUUUGUUUGUCAGCAUAGGAGUCCUGAGCUUCUUUUCACAGUUCUUACAGGGCUAUUCUUUUGCUAAAUCAGGAGAGCUGUUGACUCGCAGGCUGAGGAAGGUUGGAUUUCAGGCAAUGUUGAAGCAAGAGAUGGGCUGGUUCGACAACCCCUUUAACAGUCCUGGUGCUCUGACUACCAGACUAGCCACGGACGCCUCAAUGGUGCAGGGGGCUACAGGCUCACAGAUCGGCAUGAUCGUGAAUUCACUGACCAACAUCGGUGCUUCCUUCAUAAUUGCAUACUACUUCAGCUGGAAACUGAGUCUAGUGGUCACCUGCUUCCUCCCUCUCAUCGGCCUGUCUGGAGUCUUUCAGGCUAAAAUGCUGACAGGAUUUGCUCACGAGGAUAAAAAUGCACUGGAGGCUGCUGGGCAGGUGUCCAGUGAAGCUCUGAGCAACAUCAGGACCAUCGCCGGUUUAGCCAAAGAGAAACACUUUGUGUCUCAAUAUGAAGAGCAACUGCAAACACCAUAUAAAGGAGCAAAGAAAAAAGCUCAUGUUUAUGGCGUCUGUUUUGCAUUCGCCCAGUGUGUCAUUUUCAUGGCCUUCGCCGCCUCUUUUAGAUACGGUGGCUAUCUGGUCAGUAACGAGGGACUUCCAUACAUGAUGGUAUUCAGAGUCAUUUCAGCUCUGGUGACCAGUGCCACUGCACUUGGCAGAGCUUCAUCUUUCACUCCAGACUACGCCAAGGCCAAGAUUGCUGCGGCCCAGCUUUUCAAACUGUUGGACAGGGUUCCCAAAAUUAACGUCAGCGAAACAGAAGGACAAAGUUGGGAUGACUUUAAGGGCCAAAUAGAAUUCAAAGGGUGCAGGUUCACGUAUCCCAGCAGGUCAGACGUCCAGGUUUUAAGGGGGCUGGAGGUGUCAGUACGUCCAGGACAGACUCUUGCUUUUGUGGGAAGCAGCGGCUGCGGGAAAAGCACCAGCGUUCAACUGCUGGAGCGAUUCUACGACCCCGAUGAAGGACAAGUGCUGAUCGAUGGACGUCCAUCUGCGAGCAUCAGUGUGCCCUUCCUGAGGUCUCAGAUCGGCAUCGUAUCCCAGGAGCCAGUGCUGUUUGACUGCAGUAUUGCAGAGAAUAUCCAGUAUGGUGAUAAUUCUCGUACCGUGAGCAUGAAGGAGGUGAUAGAGGCUGCAAAGAAGGCCUACCUGCAUGAUUUCGUGAUGACACUACCUGAUAAAUAUGAAUCUCAGGUGGGUGCUCAAGGCUCUCAGCUGUCCCGCGGUCAGAAACAGCGCAUAGCGAUCGCAAGGGCCAUCGUCAGAAACCCUAAAAUCCUGCUGCUGGAUGAGGCCACGUCUGCUCUGGAUACUGAGAGUGAGAAGGUUGUUCAAGCAGCUCUGGAUGAGGCCCGUCAGGGACGCACGUGUAUCGUCAUCGCUCACAGGCUUUCCACCAUUCAGACUGCUGACAUCAUCGCUGUGAUGUCACAGGGCAUGGUCAUCGAGAAAGGGACCCACGAGGAACUAAUGGCCAGGAAAGCAGCGUACUACAAACUUGUCACCACAGGGGCGCCUAUUAGUUAAAACUUAUAUAGCGUUUGGACAAGCAAGUUGUCCCACCUCAAACUCACACAUCAUUGCUUUGUCUGGCUUAUUUGGGCCAUUCAAACUAAUUACAUCUUAUUACAUUAAUUGAUGGAAUUACUGAACUGUUGUUGAGGUGUUUGUUAUUGAUUUGUAUUUAUUGAUAACUGGAUGUUUAUUAUGUCUGGACAGUAUCCUCUAUGUGUUUGAAUUCUACUAAGACAGACCUGGAUCAGCUGUAUUGUGUUUGCUGUUUUCAAGAAACUUAGUGAAAAUGUAUUGUAUCAAAAUGUGUGACAUGCAUAGAUUGGAUUUGUACUAAAAGGUUGUAGAGGUUUGACUUAUUGUAGCAGCUGAAGAUAUGGUGUCCUUGAACUGUAGUGAUAAUAGUGCAGGACUGAUAACAUGUUCAUAAUCACUGAUACCUUUAUGCUCAGUCAUUGUUUAAUGUUGUGCCAUGUGUGAUCUGGUUUUGAUUUCUCACUUAUUGUCACUCAAAAAGUACUUUAAAAAUGUAAUUUAAACCAAUGUGUCACUAUUAAUUUUUCUUUCAAUAAUAAAAAAAGAGUAUGUUUAUUAAUUAAUUAUGCUCAUUUAGCUUAAUAACAACAGUAUUAAGUUAUGGUAUUAAGUUUCUUCUCUCUUGAUGAUUUGUUCCACAGGCCUAAGAGGGCAUAAAGUUGUAAAAGGAUUUUAAAAAAUAAUAAUAAUAAUAAAAGUACUGGAAAUAUCAACUUAAAA
Carassius gibelio (silver crucian carp) is the source of this 5443-nucleotide messenger RNA. It is a transcript of the gene abcb11a, whose product is annotated as ATP-binding cassette, sub-family B (MDR/TAP), member 11a. The transcript has 31 exons. Bases 713 to 4702 code for a protein of 1329 amino acids. Gene Ontology annotation, molecular function: ATP binding; ABC-type transporter activity; ATP hydrolysis activity. The record is from RefSeq and is a predicted model, not a curated record. Gene Ontology annotation, biological process: transmembrane transport. Gene Ontology annotation, cellular component: membrane. NCBI's taxonomy places the organism in Eukaryota, Metazoa, Chordata, Actinopteri, Cypriniformes, Cyprinidae.